AUGACCUUUUCACAAUUAAAGAUAUUGGGACGGACGGUAUUUUUUGGGAUAGAAAUUGCACGCAGUAGUGAUGGAAUCUACUUGGCUAAGACGAAGUAUAUUAUGGAUAUAAUUGCAGACACUGGUUUGUUGCAUGCUAAGGCAAUCUCCACCCCGCUUCCUUCUGGCCUCAAGUUAUGCUCUGACGCUGGCACUCUUCUUCAGACACCCGACUCUUUUAGGCGAUUGGUAGGCAGAUUACUAUAUUUGAGCUUCACUAGGCCGGAUAUUUCUCACGCUGUUCAGCAGUUAAGCCAGUAUUUGAAUCAUCCUUGCGACGUACAUUGGAACGCUGCCCUUCAUGUGGUCAAAUAUCUUAAGGGUUGUCCUUCCCUUGGCUUGUUUCUCCCUACUGCUAAUUCUUUGAUUCUGCAGGGCUAUUGCGAUGCCGAUUGGGCAUCAUGCUCUGAUUCGAGGCGAUCGUUGACAGGUUUCUGCAUUUUUCUCGGUUCAGCUCUUAUUUCUUGGAAAACAAAAAAGCAGUCGACCGUUUCUCGGUCUACUGCGGAGGCAGAGUAUCGCAGCUUGGCUGCUACCGUGUGUGAGUUACGUUGGGUAUCUUAUUUGUUGUCUGAUUUUGGUGUGCAUCUUGUUUUGCCUAUUUCUUUGUUCUGCGACAACAAAGCCGCAUUGCACAUUCUUGCUAAUCCGGUUUUCCAUGAGCGCACUAAGCACAUCAAGAUUGAUUGUCACCUUGUGAGGAAUGCAUAUAAAGAUGGUUUUAUUGCUCCUGAGUUAGUUCGAAGCUUUGAUCAACUUGUCGACGCUUUCACUAAAAGUCUUCCGUUGAAGGUCUUCCAUUCCUUUAUUUCCAAGUUGGGUCUAGUUUCUUGUGCCCCCAGUCCCACUUGUGGGGGGGCUGUUGGAGUAUGCCUCAUCACUACAGAUCUUGCUUCCAUGAAUGGUACUCAGAGUGAUACAGCUGCUGCAGGUGCUGGAGAUGCAGUUGAUCUUCUGGAUGCAGGAUAG
Messenger RNA from Sesamum indicum (sesame), 1008 nucleotides. The record is from RefSeq and is a predicted model, not a curated record. NCBI's taxonomy places the organism in Eukaryota, Viridiplantae, Streptophyta, Magnoliopsida, Lamiales, Pedaliaceae.